AUUGCUGACUUCAUUUCCGUGCGUCGUUUCCAGCAGAGGUGAAAGACACAGGCACAUUGAGCGGAGAUUUGAGCUUUAUUUCGGAUUCAGUGUCGGAUUCAUCAGCGAAAUCUGGAUUAAUUUCGGCGAAGUGAUCAGCGGACAUUAUCGCGGAGGGACACAGAACUGAAAUAAGAACAAACCGAAGCACAAAAGUGGAGGAAUGCGGCGGGUAACCUCGUUUCUCACAGAAGUGAAAGAGAAUCCCUAGUGAAACUAAUUUUAAUUACGAUAUUAAUAGUCUAUGACUCAUGUAUUAUAACACAUAGGACUAUUAUAAUAAUAAUAACUUCAGUUACAAGAUAAAUUACCUCAAGAGCCCUAUCCCCUUUAGACUACAUUCAUAAAAUAAAAAAAUUCAACGUGACGUCACGAAGUCAGACUAAAAGUAUCCGUUUGUUUUUAUAUAAGAUCCAUAUCAGCAGAUCGUGUUAUAUUUAUAACCAGUACAAUGGCACUUGGUCAGAUUGAAACUCUACACUGGUGUCAUAUAUGAGCUGUAGAGCUCAGGCAGGUGUUUUUAAUGGGAGGCGGAUUGAUCUGCUCUGAGAUCAGUGGGCGAAUCUUGCACAGAUGGCGGAGGUACCGGCUCUGGCCCGGUUGGAGUCCUUGGCCCGGUACGUUCACAAAGCAGCCAGUGAGGGGAGAGUCCUGACCCUGGCAGCCCUGCUCCUGAACCACUCCACCGUCCAGACCCGAUACCUGUUGGAGUAUGUGACCCAGGUGGCCGGACAGCGAUCCACUCCUCUCAUUAUCGCGGCUCGGAACGGACAUGACAAGGUGGUCCGGCUACUUUUGGACCAUUACAAGGUGGACACUGAGCAGACUGGCACUGUCAGAUUUGAUGGGUAUAUUAUCGAUGGCGCCACGGCUCUUUGGUGUGCAGCCGGCGCUGGUCAUUUCGAGGUGGUGCGUUUGCUAGUUUCCCACAGCGCUAACGUGAACCACACCACCCUCACCAACUCCACCCCCCUCAGGGCUGCGUGCUUCGACGGACGGCUGGACAUCGUACGCUACCUCGUGCAGCACAAGGCCGACAUCAGCAUCGCUAACAAAUACGACAACACUUGCUUGAUGAUCGCCGCCUAUAAGGGCCACAGCGAUGUUGUUUACUUCCUACUCGAGCGUGGCGCUAAUCCCAACGCUAAAGCUCACUGUGGAGCCACCGCGUUGCAUUUUGCCGCCGAAGCCGGGCAUCUGGACAUCGUUAAGGAGCUUGUGCGAUGCCAAGCGGCUAUGGUGGUUAACGGGCACGGUAUGACACCGCUAAAAGUGGCAGCGGAAAGCUGCAAAGCGGAUGUGGUAGAGCUGCUACUUUCCCACGCGGAUUGCGACGCGCACAACCGAAUUGAAGCGUUAGAGCUUCUUGGAGCGUCUUUCGCUAACGACCGUGAGAAUUACGACAUUCUUAAGACUUACCACUACUUGUACCUUGCCAUGCUGGAACGGUUUCGUGAUCCGCAGAACGUCAUCGCUAAAGAGUGGCUGUCGCCGGUUGAGGCGUACGGAGGGAGAACCGAAUGCCGGGCGUUGCAAGAGUUGGAGGCCAUUCGACACGACAGGGAUGCGCUGCACAUGGAAGGCCUGAUGAUCCGCGAGCGAAUUCUGGGUUCAGAUAACAUUGACGUUUCGCAUCCCAUUAUAUACCGCGGCGCUGUCUACGCCGACAACAUGGAGUUCGAUCAGUGCAUCAAGCUGUGGCUUCACGCGUUGUACCUACGCCAGGAAGGAAACCGCAACACCCAUAAAGACCUUUUGAGGUUUGCGCAAGUGUUCUCGCAAAUGGUGCACUUGAAAGAGCCGGUUCGCGCGUCAGACGUGGAGCACGUUUUGCGCGCGAGCGUCCUCGAGAUCCGCCGCAGCAUCUCGCGAAUGCAAACCGCCACGGAAGCGGAGUUACCGGCGGCCAACGAUAACUACGAAUCUAACGUGUUCACCUUCCUCUACCUGGUUUGCAUCUCCACCAAAACGCAGUGCGGCGAAGAGGAACGAGCACGGAUAAACAAACAGAUCUACGACUUAAUACGCCUGGAUCCACGUUCCCGCGAGGGCUCGUCGCUUUUGCACUUAGCGGCGAGCUCAGGUACGCCCGUAGACGACUUCCACACCAACGACGUUUGCAGUUUUCCUAACGCGCAAGUUACCAAGCUGCUCAUAGACUGUGGCGCGCAAGUGAACGCCGUGGACAAUGAAGGAAACAGUCCUCUGCAUCUCAUAGUGCAAUACAACCGUCCCAUUAGCGACUUCUUGACCCUCCACGCCAUCAUCAUCAGCCUCGUCGAAGCCGGUGCUCAUACGGACAUGACCAACAAGCAAAAGAAGACGCCUCUUGACAAGAGCACAACGGGCGUUUCCGAAAUCCUUCUGAAGACGCAAAUGAAGAUGAGUCUGAAAUGCCUGGCGGCUCGUGCCGUGCAGCAACAUCACAUCUUGUAUCGGGACCAGAUUCCCAAAAGCCUGGAGGAGUUUGUUGAAUUUCACUGACCUGUACUUUUAGUUUUCCAUCAAAUCUGGUUUAAUGCUUUCGGAGUUUGAUUUAACUUGUGAAACGAUGCUAAAGACUCUUGAUUUGACCUUGUUUACGUACUCAGCACGGAUUAUACGUCUAUAAUAUGUCCCUAAUUUACUU
Molecule: messenger RNA, 2668 nt
Organism: Rhinichthys klamathensis goyatoka
Lineage: Eukaryota; Metazoa; Chordata; Actinopteri; Cypriniformes; Leuciscidae
Gene: fem1b
Product: fem-1 homolog b
Exons: 2
Coding region: 613-2523 (636 amino acids)
Molecular function (GO): protein binding
Source: RefSeq, a predicted model, not a curated record